Molecule: messenger RNA, 1121 nt
Organism: Stomoxys calcitrans (stable fly)
Lineage: Eukaryota; Metazoa; Arthropoda; Insecta; Diptera; Muscidae
Gene: mRpL19
Product: large ribosomal subunit protein bL19m
Exons: 3
Coding region: 137-1051 (304 amino acids)
Biological process (GO): translation
Cellular component (GO): ribosome; mitochondrial large ribosomal subunit
Molecular function (GO): structural constituent of ribosome
Source: RefSeq, a predicted model, not a curated record
AUAAGAAUACAAUUUUUUCGCCCGACGCCAACGUUGUGGCAACCUUUGUAACGCUAUAUACUUUUUCUACGGCAGAGUUUUUGGAAAAAGAAUCUUAUUUUUAAGUAUUGAAAUAAAUUAAAUACCAAUUAAAAUAAUGAUGGUGCCGUCGCGCUUGCUUACACCGCAGCUUUUGAAGCAAGCUUCUUUUAAAAGAAUUGUCACGUUCUCCACAAAGCACUUACACAAGGAGACAGCUAAUGCGAACGCUACCAAUACAGCCAAACAUCCUGGCGGCAAUGCAGAUUCGCGGAAAUCUAUUGCCCCAACAACAUACCGGUUUAUUUAUCCAGAAUUUUUACCUGACCCCAAAGUGGAAUGGCGUAAUCCAAUAAGGGAAAAACUGGAGCGUAUGGAUAUGAUUGAUAGACGUACUCAAAUAGAAAUACCCGAAUUUUAUGUGGGAUCUAUACUUGUAGUCACCAGCUCCGAUCCACAUGCAGCGGGAAAAAUUAGUCGCUUUGUUGGUAUAUGUAUUCAACGUGAACGCUGUGGACUAAGGGCCCGUUUCAUUUUGCGUAACGUUAUUGACGAACAAGGUGUUGAAGUCCUUUAUGAGAUGUAUGACCCUACAAUACAGAAAAUUGAAGUUCUUCGUUUGGAAAAACGUGUCGAUGAUCAUUUAUUGUAUUUAAGAGAUGCAUUGCCUGAAUAUAGCACAUUUGAUCCAAAUAUGGAGGCGGAAGUGGUGGAAGAUGGUACCCCUGUGCCUAUAAAUGAAAUUCAAGUGCGUCUACGACCACGUCCCUGGCUGGAGCGAUGGGAAAGGCAAAAUUUAAAAGGUAUUUCAAAUAUUGAUGAAUAUCUUAACGACAAAAGAAGACGAACAGCUUUGGAACACGAAAAACCAUGGGAGAAGUUUGAUCUUAUGAAGCAAUAUCGUUCUACUAUACCUGAAGAGGAACAAAAAGAAAUUUAUGCUGAAGUAUAUUCGCAAUUGCAUCAAAUGGAAUUACAACGAAAGAAAAACAAACGUAAGAGGUCUUUUGUAAAGCCCACAAAAUUGGCAUAAAAUGUCGUUGUUUGAAAAAAAAAAUAAAUAUAGGAAGAAUGUUUGUUGAAAAUAUUUUCUUGUUACUACA